This is a messenger RNA of Xyrauchen texanus (razorback sucker), 1338 nucleotides long. RefSeq names its product N-acetyllactosaminide beta-1,3-N-acetylglucosaminyltransferase 2. Bases 1 to 1338 code for a protein of 445 amino acids. Gene Ontology annotation, cellular component: membrane. The transcript has a single exon. The record is from RefSeq and is a predicted model, not a curated record. Gene Ontology annotation, molecular function: hexosyltransferase activity. NCBI's taxonomy places the organism in Eukaryota, Metazoa, Chordata, Actinopteri, Cypriniformes, Catostomidae.
AUGGCACGCUCCAGAUUCAAUGGAAAGCUCCUGUGCUUGUGUCUCUUACCAUGUAUGAUGGUAGGUCACCUGUUGGUGUACAUCAUGGUGUCUAUUUUUGUUGCCAUCUCCUACUCCCCAACUCUGCCACAGCUGUCCCUUCAUUUCAUCGCCACCGGAUCAUCUGCCAACUCAGGAGUGCUUGCAUCCCAUCCAGUUCGCCCCUUCUGGAAUCUCCGUCUAGAGGAAGGAGCACUGUGGAACAGCCUCCAACACAUUUGGGACAGAGAGCACAACCCUAUAUUGAGAGGCAAUGGCACAGGGUUAAAAGGUCAAAGCCUUGACUCAAUACAUUCCCAUGAGACUAGAAAAACUGCUGAUUGUGGACAAAACCAGUCCUGGGCAUUUCACAUGCCUGACUUUAAUACCCUACCAGAUCAAAUGAAGGACUUUGUCUUGUCUAUGCACUGCAGGCACUACCCAAUCCUUGUGAACCAACCCAAAUUUUGUGCUGGCCAGGACUCUGAAACAGAGACCCCCUCUCUUCUGAUGGCGAUCAAGUCUCAAGUUGGAAACUUUGAGAACAGGCAAGCCAUCAGGGAGACAUGGGGGAGGGCUGGUUGGAUCCAGGGAGAAACUGGAGGAAAAGCAUGGUCAGUACGAACAGUCUUCUUGCUUGCAAGGCAGGACACAGAGACGGGUCCUCAUCCAGACCUGGGCACCCUACUAGAGUUGGAGAGCAGAACUCAUAAGGACAUUCUACAGUGGGACUUCAGAGACACUUUUUACAAUCUGACCCUGAAGGAUGUCCUUUUCUGGGACUGGUUUUCAAAGCACUGUCCUCAUAUCCACUUCAUCUUUAAAGGAGAUGAUGAUGUGUUUGUUAGGACAAGGGCUCUCUUGGACUAUUUAAACCAACAUCGAGCUACAGUACAAAAUACACAUGAAAACAAAACGAAGGGACAGGAUGAUUUUCUCAUGGGGGAUGUUAUUGCCAAUGCCUGGCCCAAUCGACAGCCUGGAACUAAAUACUACAUCCCUGAAAGCUUCUAUAAGGGAACGUAUCCUGCAUACGCAGGGGGCGGAGGGGUGGUUUAUACGGGUACUUUGGCCAUGCAUCUGCAGGAAGUCUCUCACUGGGUGAGCUUGUUUCCCAUUGAUGAUGUGUACUUGGGAAUGUGCCUUCAACGGCUCGGAGUGUCUCCGACUCAUCAUUCUGGUUUCCUCACCUUUGAUCUUCCAGCGGAUCUGCGGGAGAAGCCAUGUGCAUAUCAAAACAUUCUCCUGGUGCAUAAACGCACCACGAAAGAAAUGUUAACACUGUGGAAAGAGCUACAGAUUCCACCUCAAGAGUGCUAA